AAUAAUGAGUGAGCGCUUGGACUAGAGCCAAUCAGCUGUCAGGGGGGCAUGAUAAAUCGCAAUGCAUUAUUGAUAAUAAUAAUUACGUUGACAUGCGCAUUUCUACUUGAGGGGCUAAUUUCCAACCCGAAGAAUUUGGAAAGAAGGGAGAAAUAUUUCAGGACUAUUUGCUGCUGAUGGUUGCACCAUGUCGAGGCGCAAGCAAGCAAAGCCGCAGCACAUCAAUUCGGAUGAACCCGGCUCGUCAGAAAUAGGAGUCACUUCAUGUGGACAAGCUGAAGAAACAGGACGGGAGAUGAAGAGAUUCAGAAUGGACAAUACCAAGGUCUGCAACAAGUGUUGCGCUGAAUUCUUUGAUGAGACUGAAUUCCAGGAACAUGAGAAAAAUUGCACUAAAAGUCAACAGGUGGUCAUCUUGAGGAAUGGCUAUGGGAACGGGGUUCCGGAGGACUAUUCACAAGGUUCUUCCGAUGGUGCAAAUAGUGACCCUGAUGAUGGCCAGUCAAGCAGUCACUCCCUAUCCAACAACCAUACAGAGUUGGCAGACGAGAUCAAAUCGAUUGCAGAGGAGUCGGGUCAAAAAGACAGAACAGAGAUGUCCCCCAGCUCUGAGAUGACGUUCAGAUCCAGCAAGAUGCAAGAUUCAAAUGUAACUCUAGAGUCAAUGAGUGCCACUAAGGUGGCUGUCACUCAGCAUUCUUCAAAACACGCGCAUCUGUCGUCAUCCAAAGAGGCGCUGCAAACCAUACCAAUGAUCUUGGAACAGUUGGUGUGUCUCCAGCAACAGCAGCUCCAUCAGAUCCAGCUGACGGAGCAGAUUAGAAUUCAGGUGGCCAUGAUGGCACCUCAAGGUCUCCACUCGGCUCUCGGGGCCGCAGUGGACCCACUCAAAGCCCUCGGUGCCCAUCUCUCUCAACAGCUCUCUGCUGCCGCAGCUCUCAUAGGUAAAAGAACAGGCAGUCAGAGCCUCUCCAUGGAGACCAUGAAGCAGAGUCGACUACCUCAAAUCACUGGUAUCCCCACCUCUUUGACUGAAGGACUGGGAAACUUCACCACUAAAGCUGACAUUUCAAAGGGAGUUUCAGACCUGGCCCAUCGCCUACCAGCAAUUUUGCCACAGACUGCCGGGGUCAAUGGUUUCCCCAGCCCCUUUGCUGGCCUUCAGGCUGGUAUUGAGGCCUCUAAAAAAGCAAAGGCCAAGAUGCUGAAUCUUCCUUCCGAGUCAAAGAAUAGCGAGUCACCAUACAGGCACAAGUGCAAGUACUGUGGCAAGACUUUUGGAAAUGAUAGCGCUCUGCAGAUUCACCUGCGUUCUCACACUGGAGAACGGCCUUUCAAAUGUAACAUCUGUGGUAACCGCUUCACCACCAAGGGAAACCUCAAAGUGCAUUUCCAAAGGCACAAGGAGAAAUACCCCAACAUCAAGAUGAACCCCCAUCCUGUUCCAGAGCACCUCGAUAACAUUCCCACCAGCAGUGGCAUUCCCUAUGGCAUGUCCAUGCCCUACGACGAGGCCAACCUCACCGACGUGAAACCAGUGGUCAGCAGUCCAAUGGCUGGGCCCCACCAGUCAGCUAUACCAGGGUUGAAAAAUCCAUUUGAAGGCAUUAUGAGUGAUCAGUUCUCCCUGAGGCCCUCGCCAUCACCAAGUGAGUCUGCAUCGCUUUCCUCAAACAUGUUUGGCCACGACGUGGGCUUCGAGCAGAUCCAAGAUUCUAAAGAUCUGAUCAGAGCACUGCACCACGUCAACGGCGGCGGCCAGUCGGGAGAUCAAAGCUCUGGAACGGCCAAACUCCAGCAGAUGGUUGACGGCCUGGAGAAGAGGACCAAGGAUCCCAACGAAUGUGUCAUUUGCCACCGGGUGCUCAGCUGCCAGAGCUCUCUCAAAAUGCAUUACCGCACGCACACGGGCGAGAGGCCUUACAAGUGCAAGAUCUGCGGCCGUGCGUUCUCCACAAAGGGCAACCUGAAGGCCCAUUACGGGGUGCACCGGGCCAACACGCCUCUCAGGAUGCAGCACUCUUGUCCCAUCUGCCAGAAGAAGUUCACCAACGCCGUGGUCUUGCAGCAGCACAUUCGCAUGCACAUGGGAGGGCAAAUCCCAAACACCCCCGUGCCAGAGAGCCAAAUCGAGGCUGCCGAAGCAAUGGAUUCCGUGUUGGACGACGAAAGGUCCAUGGAUAUCAACGGCUUUGAUGACAGUAUGGAUGAGCCAGAGGAGGAGCUGCAUUCCAAAGAGAUGCCGACCGAAGCGUCUCUACCACCUCCUACCACUGAAGAGCCAGCACACCAGCAGCCCGCUCCUCUUGCAUCUCCCUUUUCAAGCCUGGAGGUUUUAAAGGAUCUCUCCUCCGCUCUUUCACUGAAGCGCCAGAGCAGCACUGCCUCAGAAAGUGAGGGGACGUCCAAGGAGUCUCCCCCUACGUUGCAAGAGCAGGUCUUUCACAACGGCCGUAGUCCUGCCAUCUCGGAGGCUGCCAUGUCCUACCAUUCCUUCUCCCCCUUAACAAGCAUGGCCAAUGGCCACACAAAGUCUCCAGACUCUGAGGACGAUUCCCCACAGUACGCUUCGAGACCAGACUCUGAUGGUGGUGCUCAAGAAGGCAACGAGUCCAGUGGAGCCCUUGACCUCACAGCUCCCAGCAGCUUCGUCCCUAAAGUUAUUAAAGACGAACCUGGCCUGCCCUACACAAAUGGAGAUUAUGCUCACCUGCCUUUCACCAGAAUGCCCCUUAGUCUUGCCGGUCUGGAGAUGAAGAUUCCUCCAGAGAAUCCCCUGGGGGCCCAUGGCUUGUUUAGCUCCCAGCUGCCACAGGGAACUGGCAUGACGUCAUCCAACUCCAGUGUGUCGCGAAGGUCUACCAAACAGCAUCUCUGCAAUGCCUGUGGCAAGAACUUCUCAUCUGCCAGUGCCCUUCAGAUCCAUGAACGCACUCAUACCGGGGAGAAGCCCUUUGCCUGCACUAUCUGUGGGAGAGCUUUCACCACCAAGGGAAACCUAAAGGUACAUGUUGGAACCCACAUGUGGAACAACACUUCGAGGCGUGGCCAGCGUAUGUCAUUGGAUAAUCCAAUGGCUCUGAUGGCCAUGGGCUCCGAAGCGAAGAUGCAAGAGAUGAUGCAAGCGCCCAAAGAGUUGGGUCCUCCAGCCAUGAACUUUGACCCAUCACUAUGGAACCAGUACGCCGCUGUCUUCAGUAGCGGCCUGGCCAUGAAGACCAAUGAGAUCUCAGUCAUCCAGGGGGGUGGGAUCCCAUAUCCUGGUAGCCUUGCUGGUGGGCCUAUGGCUGGCUCUACCGGUGGCCUAAUGAAGAUGGACGGGUCCCACUCUGGCCUGCCUGCUUCCAUGGCUGAAAUGGAAAAGAACGGCUCUGGUGGUGUGUCAAAAUCACAAUUUUCCCAUUUUAUGGAAGAGGGUAAAAUCGCUGUCAAUUAGUCAUGAAGGUUAGAGCCAGUUACGCCUGGAAACUACCUGUACAAUCAAUACUGAGUAAAUCUUUCAAGGUGGAGAGUCUGUUCAGUCAUGCAAAUCAUAAGUGUUAUUUGUAGUUGACCUAUAACUACUGUAGUUGUAUUUACUUUUUUAACAUGCGGGUAUUUUUUGUGUGUCCAGAUGUUGAAUGUAUAACUACUUGAAACUGCUACACAUUGUCUUUCUGACGUGCUUUUGAAGGAUUUUCUCUAGGAUUGGGAAACGUUUCAGGGUGUGACUGAAUAUGGAUACUGUGUUGUAGUGUUUAUGGGAAUAAUAGUGUGCUUAACCAUAUUUCUUUGUACAUGACUACUCACUUUCCCCUUGUGUGCUAUAGAUUUUAUCAAAUUGUACAGUUUUUUUGUUUUUUUUGCUUUUCGAAAAAGAGUCAGAAGUUAGAGUCUGAAUGAUUCCAGCAUUUUUUAUUUUAACCAGAUGCCCUUUGUCAUCCAAUUGACACAGAUUACAAACUGGUUUUCACAUGGUUACUGAUGCUGAAAUGUUGGUUGAAAUGUAUAAUCUUUGUGCCUAAUUCAAAUUUAUCUUGAAUGCAUUUCAAUUACAAUAAAGGCCCGUUAGACUUAUACUUAAGCAUGUCUUACAGUAUAACAUUGCAUUUGUUUUUUCUUUUUUUUUACCCUUUUAUUACAACCGUUUACUAACUCUGAUUAAAAUGUUUUUGCUACUCCAUUCUAGUCCUCUUGUAGAACUGUAGUCUGUUUCAGUUGGCUGAGCUACAGAAUGUUCAAUGCUGUCAUGCCUGCACUUUAUUUAUAUUUUCAAAUGUUGGAUUUACAUUCUAUCAUUGCAUUUCAAGUCCCAUGUUUUUUUUUUUGUUCUUAUACAUGCAUUUCAUGUUCUACUCGGGGAUAGUAACUCACUUUGUUUAACUUUAACUUGUGAAUUUCUUUUUUUUUUAGACUUUGUUUUGCUUAAUCUGCAAUUGUUCAGUUCUGUAAACUCAUUAUUUAUAUUACACAAAAAUGUGAUAGGGGGUCUAUUCUACCUCAUUUAGCUUAUGAUAGGUUUUCAUUCUUGCCCCCCUUAUAUCAAUGCAGAGUUUUCAUUAGCUGAUACAUUCGUGACGCAAAAUCUAUUUCAUCCUCAAACUGCUGAGGUCAACAGUAAUGAAUGUAUCACUGGACACUUUACACAAAUCAGAAUGGUCAGUAAAAGUUUACGGCUCCUCCUGCUGUACAUUCCCCAUUAAUAUGCAUAUGCCACGGUGUGCCUUUCCUAAAAAAAGAAAUAAUUAAAAAAAAAGCUUCUGAAACAGUUAAGUAAUGUCUAGCCGUUUUACAUGUUUACAAUGUAUUGUUUCUCACUAAGUGUUACUUCCAGGCCUUUAAAAAAUAAAAUCAAUGUGACUUAC
Gadus morhua (Atlantic cod) is the source of this 4844-nucleotide messenger RNA. It is a transcript of the gene sall4, whose product is annotated as spalt-like transcription factor 4. The record is from RefSeq and is a predicted model, not a curated record. The coding region runs from base 188 to 3436 and encodes 1082 amino acids. Gene Ontology annotation, molecular function: DNA-binding transcription factor activity, RNA polymerase II-specific; RNA polymerase II cis-regulatory region sequence-specific DNA binding. The transcript is spliced from 4 exons. Lineage: Eukaryota; Metazoa; Chordata; Actinopteri; Gadiformes; Gadidae. Gene Ontology annotation, cellular component: nucleus. Gene Ontology annotation, biological process: regulation of transcription by RNA polymerase II.